AUGGAACCAGAAGCGCUUGUGGGUGAUUUACAAGGCCACUUGCUUGAAGACUUUCUUAAUGAGAGGUUUCCUGAAAGAAACGACAUAGAACCAUUUGUUCACGAUGUUGAGAUCCAGGGAUCUUUAAUAGCUCAGGCGAAAGAUCUCUACCGAGGCAAAUUCUCUUCGGUUGGUUACCACGAGUAUUUAAGCUAUAUGUCAGACACUGAAAAGGAUCCGUUGAGAUCUGCUUCACUACGAUUCCAUUAUAUGAAUUUAUUCCACUGGGAUGAGAAUAAUCUUUUAAAUUCACUACGGUUAUUGUGCCAUCGAUUGUACUUCAGGGGAGAGUCUCAGAAGAUUGACACACUGAUUGACGAUUUUGCAUACUCCUGGUCAAUGAAUAGCGGCGGAAAGAACGUGUUUGGCACCUCUAGUGGCGUUUAUCUCGUGGCCUAUUCGUUAGUGUUACUUAAUACCGAUCUCCAUGAGACUGACCAGUCGCAAAGUUCUGCUUCAAAAAUAUCUAGAGCCAAUUAUGUCAAAAAUACAACGGAGGCAUUAAUCUCAAACAACGUGCCUAUUAGUUCUUUCCCAAAGUUGGAACUAGAGUUAAAAAGGAUGUAUCUAGAACUUUCAAGUUUUGCUCUUCAGUUGAAUGGCGGUAGUGAUAACAGUUUUGACGACUCUGAUUUUCUUCAGCAGCUUCAGCUAAAAGCCCUGAAUGCUUCCAAGAGAAAUUCCAUAAUGUCAUUCAGUUUCAAAGAUAAAUCACUCACAAAUGCAACUUCACAGUCAAAUUUUUCUACUAUGUCAUCUUUUUCCUCCAGUAUAGUACCAAAUGGUAACAGACACAGCACCCCGAUAGGAUUUACCAACGCUCUAAGAACUGAAAAGCAGAUUAGACGAGUAAACUCGCGGGCUUCCAACUUAUCGAAUCAAACUAAUAGUACUUCAAGAACUGCGAGUUCCGUACGAUCUUCGAUGACGUUUUUCAAUAACCCCAGACAUCAACUCUUCAAGUUUGAAUCAAAUGCUUUAUCACAAGACGAUGACUCUUCAAUUUUAAAUGAUAGAUAUUACGAAUCUAGUGCCGAGUUAGAAUUACAGGGACCACCGUGGUGCAAAGAAGGUAACAUCUACGGAAUAAAGUUUGCCCCAAACGCUUCAGCCCAAAGAUUUUCUAACACUACCAGUAGGUUAUUUUCUAACAGAAGAGAGCAAUCAAUUGAGUCAUCUAUUUAUCACAAUCAUCGUUUGAAUUUGACAAGAUGGAAUAGGUUUUUUGUUGUCGUUGCCAAAGGUGAACUUAAUCUUUUCACUUUUUCUCCCAAGUAUACGCAAGCAUCCAAGCAGAAGGGAGAAACUGUUGGUUCGGGGAACUCAUGGACAGAUAACGCUACAUUAAUUGCCACGUUCAACCUUUGCUCAUGCCUUGCUAUGAGACUGCAAAAAGGAUCGAAAACUCUUGAACAACUUCUGGAAAAGAAUCCAGUUCCUUCAACCAAUAAGAAGCUGGACCAGGUUUAUUGGGCAUUAGCUUUGCCUUCCGUUAACAAUGUUGAAUCCUCUUCAAGAAGUCUUAUCAAUCAAGAGGCCCAGUGUUUAGUCUUCAUGUGCAACUCUAAAGAGACCUCCAGAGAAUUUGUUGACACUUGUAAUUAUUGGAGCGGAAGAUUAUCUUCAGUUCCUACGCAACAAUCUAUUUCUUCCAUUGAAUAUGGAUGGAGUGAGAAGUUGUUGAACCUAAUCAAAAAGGCUGAAACAAAUUCUAAGAAUGAUUCACCCGAUGAAUUACUUCGAUACCUUGGUAAGUUGAAUAUUGCUUUUUGGAAACCCAUGGUUCAUGGAGUGAUACCCACUGAACAGGACAUUGAUGAACAGAUAAAAGCUUUAGAAAAACACAUUGAAGAACUUCUAAAAGAUUACGAAAGUCACAAGGCGAUAGAAAAAGAACUCGCAAAACUUGAUCAACACUUGAGAACUUAUUCUUCUAAAGGCAACAAUUUUUUACACUUUUGGAGCCAAUCACGAAAAUCAUCAUCGAAUGACCUAGUACAGAAAAAUUAUCGUGUUUCUUUGCUUAAUUGGAAGAAUAGAAAAAUAUUCUUGGAGAAUGAAAUGAUGCGUAUUAGAACCUACCUCACGGUACUGCACAAUUCCAUCAAGUUAGAAAACGAUUUCAUCGCCAAAAAUAAGAUUGAAUCAAAUCACAGCAAUACGAUUGACAGGCUGCGAGAUAAACUUGUUGACUCUGACAUGGAAACAGAGCUGGAAAACAAGAUCAUCGUUCUGUAA
Messenger RNA from Komagataella phaffii GS115, 2277 nucleotides. RefSeq lists its product as uncharacterized. Gene Ontology annotation, molecular function: guanyl-nucleotide exchange factor activity. The record is from RefSeq and is a predicted model, not a curated record. Gene Ontology annotation, biological process: regulation of ARF protein signal transduction. The transcript has a single exon. Bases 1 to 2277 code for a protein of 758 amino acids. Lineage: Eukaryota; Fungi; Ascomycota; Pichiomycetes; Pichiales; Pichiaceae.